AUGACCACGAGAGCUACUCGAGUUGAAAGGAGACUGAGGGGGCCCCGGGUCAAUGUUAGGGGCGCCGAGGUGGCUGUGGUUAGGCCGCGGGAGUUCAGUAGACACGUCGUGAAUAAGGAUGUCAGUUUUUUUAUGCUCCUUCUUGCUGCUGAUGCGGUGACAGAGCACCGAAGGGAUGAGAGCGAUAUGUUGAGUACCGAGCGUCUCGCCUUCGAAAUGGGCCUCGUGAAUAUGGGCUGCGCACCACUCGGUUCACCAGAGAUCCCAAAGAACCUGUCGGAUGUAGACGGCAGCGCAUCCUCUGCGGGAGACUCUGACAGCGUUGCUGACAGGACCCACAACGCUGCCAGUAUCGUUGAAGACGAAGAAAAAUUUCAUUCCCGGGACGUCUUCCGUGAUGACAUCUUGCUCCGCGUGAUGGGAUUUCUGCCGUGGCAGUGUGUGCUGCAUAUUCGUGGGGUGAACAAGAUUUUCCUGCGACACUCACUUACAUUUGUGACAGUAUGCCGCCCAGUGCACAAUUCCACCCCCGCCAUUUUCAUUCCAUGCCAUGAUGAUCUUCUGACGAAUGAAAAGGCAGUGGAGGCAGAGUUGGCCACCGCGCGUGGGCCGUGGAUAUGUUCCCAGUGCGGAAUGCCAACAGAUUCUCGCACAACGUGCCACAAACCAUGUGGUCAAUUCCAACGCCCAAGCGGGCAACGCAUGUUCCUUGGCCAGCUUCGCCGAGAUGGCACGGUGCCCAUGGUCAAAUGGCUCCUGUCGACAGUUCUACAGGUGCCCCCUGGUGCUCUCAUGUCGGUGGAAAAUCACCGUAAUAAGACCUCUAAUAGGGGGAAAGGGUGUGCGUGGGUGACGCUGUGUGACGCUUCGGUGCCAAACCUCCUUGAUUACCACCACCGCAUCUUCUACGACGCUGUGCGUGGAGUGGAGGGUGUUUGGGUGGUGCCGCCGAAGGGCCGCGAAGCGUUGGCCGCUGUUGCCACGGCGCGUGGCGCGAUGUCGGACCGGCCGAAACACAUGCCACGCAAUACCCUGGUGGUGGAGAUGCCACUGUCGGUGCUGCCACCAGCCCCACCGCCACCGCGACCCGUCGCUUCCGUGGACAGGACGUGUGUGUCCCCACCACCCCCCUACGAAAUAUCUUUGCUUACAUCCAUGCACGGCUACAAAAAACAGCAUGGACCAUGGCGCUACGACCCCUACUCUUUGCGUGUGGCGGCAUCACCGCUUUUUCAGCACUAA
Molecule: messenger RNA, 1242 nt
Organism: Trypanosoma grayi
Lineage: Eukaryota; Euglenozoa; Kinetoplastea; Trypanosomatida; Trypanosomatidae
Exons: 1
Coding region: 1-1242 (413 amino acids)
Source: RefSeq, a predicted model, not a curated record